Pararge aegeria (speckled wood butterfly) is the source of this 1005-nucleotide messenger RNA. RefSeq names its product trypsin-1. Gene Ontology annotation, molecular function: serine-type endopeptidase activity. The transcript has 8 exons. The record is from RefSeq and is a predicted model, not a curated record. Gene Ontology annotation, biological process: proteolysis. The coding region runs from base 1 to 1005 and encodes 334 amino acids. Lineage: Eukaryota; Metazoa; Arthropoda; Insecta; Lepidoptera; Nymphalidae.
AUGUGCCCAUGGAGAAAAGUGGCUAUAUUUUUUGUGCUUACGCUAACCUUUUUGGAGGGCAGGAAGAUAACGCUGCAGGAUAUACGUGAUAACCAUGUUUCCACGGGCAAUCGAUCGGAAAGAUUUUUGUUCGACAACAUCUUCGGCUUAGAAGUACCUCUUUUGGAGGAGCAGAGCGUUGAAGAUGACGAGGAUGAUACUGUGGUUAAGACUUGUUCCUGCGAAUGCGGCAGAGCGAACCCACUUCCUAGAAAGCUAGAGUGCGGCGGUCCGAACCAGGAGAACCGCAUAGUGGGCGGAAUGCCAGCCGGUAUCAACCGGUACCCUUGGAUGGCGAGGCUUGUAUACGACGGCCAGUUCCACUGCGGGGCAUCGCUACUGUCCAAGGAGUAUGUUUUGACAGCGGCGCAUUGUGUAAGAAAGCUCAAACGAUCCAAAAUCCGAGUAAUUCUGGGCGACCACGAUCAAACGGUGACGACGGAAAGCGCUGCUAUAAUGAGAGCCGUCACAGCAAUCGUCCGACACCGCAGCUUUGACGCCGACUCAUAUAACAACGACAUCGCUCUGCUGAAGUUGCGCAAACCUGUCAACUUCUCCAAGAUCAUCAAACCUGUAUGUUUACCUCCAGCAAGUGCCGAGCCAACAGGUAAAGAAGGUAUCGUUGUCGGAUGGGGACGUACUUCAGAAGGUGGUGUUCUGCCUGCCGUGGUACAAGAAGUUAGGGUGCCUAUCCUAUCACUGACGCAGUGUCGCGGAAUGAAGUACAGGGCAACACGAAUCACUAACAACAUGCUUUGCGCGGGCAAACCUUCCAUUGACUCUUGCCAAGGUGACAGUGGCGGCCCCUUGCUUUUACAAAACGGAGACAAGUUUCAAAUCGUAGGAAUAGUAUCAUGGGGUGUUGGAUGUGGUAGACCUGGGUACCCCGGAGUUUACACCCGGAUAACACGAUACUUGCCCUGGUUAAGGGCGAAUCUGCGUGACACAUGCCUGUGCGACAGCUAA